AUGAGUGAUCUCACAAACUACAAGAGAUUAGAAAAGAUCGGAGAAGGUACGUACGGUGUUGUAUACAAGGCCGUUGAUCUACGUCAUGCUCAGCGGAUCGUAGCGCUCAAAAAGAUCAGGUUAGAAAGUGAAGAUGAAGGGGUCCCAAGCACAGCCAUUCGUGAGAUUUCACUGUUGAAGGAACUCAAAGAUGAUAAUAUCGUCCGGCUAUACGAUAUCGUCCAUUCGGACGCCCACAAGCUUUACCUUGUGUUCGAAUUCCUAGAUCUUGAUUUAAAACGUUAUAUGGAAUCCGUCCCAAAGGACCAGCCGCUAGGAGACAAAAUUAUCAAGAAGUUCAUGAUGCAGCUCUGCAAAGGUAUCGCAUAUUGCCAUGCACACCGCAUCAUCCACAGAGACCUAAAACCUCAGAACCUAUUGGUCAACAGAAACGGGAACUUAAAACUUGGAGAUUUCGGUCUAGCCCGUGCCUUCGGCGUCCCCCUACGCGCUUACACCCACGAAAUCGUCACCUUAUGGUACCGUGCCCCCGAAGUCCUACUCGGAGGUAAGCAAUACUCCACGGGUGUAGACGUCUGGUCGAUCGGUUGCAUCUUUGCUGAAAUGUGCAACCGCAAACCGCUAUUCAGCGGUGACAGCGAAAUUGAUCAAAUCUUCAAGAUCUUCCGCUUGCUGGGAACACCAAACGAAUCCAUCUGGCCCGAUAUUGUAUAUCUACCUGACUUCAAACCUACUUUCCCUAAAUGGCAACGCAAAGACCUGGCACAAGUCGUACCCUCGCUCAACGAGAACGGAAUUGAUCUAUUAGAUAAAUUAAUCACAUACGAUCCAAUCCACAGGAUCAGUGCUAAAAGGGCUGUUACCCACCCAUACUUUAAAGACGAGUGA
Messenger RNA from Eremothecium cymbalariae DBVPG#7215, 888 nucleotides. RefSeq names its product cyclin-dependent serine/threonine-protein kinase CDC28 (gene CDC28). NCBI's taxonomy places the organism in Eukaryota, Fungi, Ascomycota, Saccharomycetes, Saccharomycetales, Saccharomycetaceae. The record is from RefSeq and is a predicted model, not a curated record. Gene Ontology annotation, cellular component: cyclin-dependent protein kinase holoenzyme complex; cytoplasm; nucleus. Bases 1 to 888 code for a protein of 295 amino acids. Gene Ontology annotation, biological process: protein phosphorylation; signal transduction; regulation of gene expression. The transcript has a single exon. Gene Ontology annotation, molecular function: ATP binding; cyclin-dependent protein serine/threonine kinase activity; cyclin binding.